AUGGCUCCUCCAGUUCUUCAAUAUCUCCUUCUGUUACUCAUUGCCCUAUGUUCUACUGUUUUAGUUCAUUCUAUAGUUCCAGAAGACAAAACUUUCCAGUUCAUUAACCAAGGUGAAUUUACUUAUGGUGAAUGGUUUUACGCGGCGGAUUACCGUCGUGUUGACCCUGGACCUUAUUCAUACCCAUUCAGUCUAUAUUUCUAUAGUACUAUUAAGGAUGCUAAUAAACUUGUUCUUGGCAUAAGUGGUGGUGAGACUGGAAGAGACUCAAUAUUUUGGGUUUGGAGUGCUAAUCCAACCGACCCUGUUGGUGAAAAUUCUACUCUCACCUUUGGAAGUGAUGGUAAUUUAGUCCUUGCAGAUUUCGAUGGCCGUAUAGCAUGGCAGACUAAUACAGCCAACAAAGGUGUUACUGGUAUGUCCAUGCAACCAAAUGGGAAUUUAGUACUUCAUGAUAAAGACGGAAAGUUCGUUUGGCAGAGUUUUUAUUAUCCUAGUGAUGGCCUUUUAGUAGGCCAAUCACUUAUGCACAGCCGCAGUAAGAAACUCGUUAAUGGUCCUUACAGUUUAGUUAUUGGCAAAAAGGGAUUCAUAAUGUAUCAAAACAGAUCAGGUACACUUGUUCGGUAUGCAGGUUGGGAAGCAAGCGGUCUUCGUAAUGUAAAGUAUGAUUCGGUUCAACAAGAUGAUGCUACUACUGCUACUUAUUUUUUAACUCUGGGUUUUGCAAAUAAACAACACGCAGAAAACACUACCUCGACACCUUCCCAACCACCAUUUAUUGAUAUGACUACCAGAGAUGGCCGCUUCCCCCCUCCUUCACCAGAAUCAGAGGCUCCCGCCCCAGCACCGGCAGAGAUGGCACUUCCACAGCUACGACCACUACAGCGAAGAGUCAUACUUGCGAAAGUGUAUUUUGGUGACCUUACGAAAAAUACAAUGAAUGUGAGAGCCAACAUUAAUCUCUCAUUUCUUAGGUUGGAACCAGAUGGAAACCUGAAAGUUCAUAACUUCUAUACGUGGCCUAAUGGUUUUGCAUACUGGGAUGAUAGUUAUGCAUUUUUCGGAGAUACUGUGGAGCAAUGUGCAUUAGAAUCAAAAUGUGGUGUAUCUGGGUCUUGUAAUGUGGGGAUGUGUAGCGCUUGCCCUCCUAACGGUUCGGUAGGUUGUAUGGUCAAUACUUAA
Papaver somniferum (opium poppy) is the source of this 1185-nucleotide messenger RNA. RefSeq names its product EP1-like glycoprotein 3. The transcript has a single exon. Lineage: Eukaryota; Viridiplantae; Streptophyta; Magnoliopsida; Ranunculales; Papaveraceae. The record is from RefSeq and is a predicted model, not a curated record. Bases 1 to 1185 code for a protein of 394 amino acids.